AUGAAAAGUUUAAUUUUAUUAUUUUGUGUAAUCAGUUGCGUAACUUGUAUAAGUGAAGGUGAAGCUGAUCGUUACAAAAAAUGCUUGCAAGAUUAUGCUGCGAAAACCGAACAACUCGACGCGUAUUGUGAAACUAAAAUUUCGCAACUUAAAGAAGGCAUUGACGAUUCUAUCAAAAGCAUUUUAAAGAGAGAAAAUAUGACAGAAUGCGGAUGGAAGCUUUUUAAGGAUUACAAAGUCGACGAGAUAGCUUUGAAUGCUUUCAUUCAACAAUACUCGAAUUCAACCAUCGACAAGAAAUCUUUCGAGAAAGAAAUAAAAAACACUUUCGAAUAUCUUGCGCUAGGUGCCAAAAUUUAUUGCUUUUCUUUGGCCAAUGCUUUCAAAGGCCAAUUCAGUAAAAGAAAUUCGAAUGCAAGCGAUGGUCACAGUAUAGCAUGCAUGAUCAAAUAUUCGAUCGACAUAAAUAUCAUCGACCCAAAGUUGUAUAACAUCAGUGAAGGAAUUUAUGCAAAUGAAGAUUGCGAGGCGGAAUUUGAGCUAUGGCGAGAAAACUUUCCAAGCUCUUCGUUAUCGCUUUUUUUUAAUUCUUAUAAAAAAAUUUUCGGAUUGCCUUCGGCAAAAGUUCUCGAAUGUGAACAUCAAAAAGCGAAGGAAGAAAAAUUAAACGAACAAGCAGUUGCAUGCAUAGCUUUGGUACAUCUCAACAUAUCUGACGCUCAAUUUCAAGAAAUUCGAACAAAUUAUGUCAAUUUAUAUAAAAAGUUCCUUGAAAAUAAAUUUGAAUGUUUAGACAAAAUCUUUUAA
Clunio marinus is the source of this 807-nucleotide messenger RNA. NCBI's taxonomy places the organism in Eukaryota, Metazoa, Arthropoda, Insecta, Diptera, Chironomidae. The record is from the annotation of a GenBank genome assembly.